GUAUGGGACGUCUCGUAUGAUUUGGCAUCGUCAUACCCGGUAGAAUGAUGGAGAACUAGCCAGCUAACUAGAUGCUAACGUAAUGUUGAAACAGAUAAGCAAUUCAAAAUUUACCCAUUUCUGAAAACAAGUGAGGAUGGCUUCGUACUUUGAUGAACACGACUGUGAACCAACAAAUCCUGAAGAACAGUAUCGUCAGAAUGCACUACUAGAACUGGCCAGGUCCCUGAUGCAGUCAAUGUCCCUGAUGGACAUUGACUCCGGAACAUUUGACAUAUCAGAUUGGGACGAGCGUCUUCCUCCCCCAGCUGCCAAAACAGCUGUUCAGACGCUACCGGCCGUUAUCAUCUCCCCAGAGCAAGCCGACAAAGGACUGAAGUGCCCUGUGUGUCUGCUGGAGUUUGAGGAGCAAGAAACCGUGCGUGAGAUGCCCUGCAAACACCUAUUCCACUCAGGCUGCAUACUGCCUUGGUUAGGCAAGACAAACUCGUGUCCACUCUGCCGCCUCGAGCUACCAACUGACAGCCCAGAAUAUGAAGAGUUCAAGAAGGACAAGGAAAGGAGGAAACAGCGAGAGCACAGACUGGAGGAUCUACACGGAGCCAUGUACACAUGAUGAGGACAUGCACCAGAAUGAGUCUGUCACAUAUGUAUCAGAGGGCCACAUAUAGGCCGAAAAUAGAUGAAGAGUGUGUGCUGUGUGCGGUUUUUAUGUCUGUAAAUAUGUGCUUUAUAUGCAGUCCAUUGGAAAAGCAUCUCUUGUCAUAGCGUUUUAAAUUAUGAAUGGUCACUAUCAUAGUGAAGUGAGCUCUCAGCUGAUAUGAACUUGAUUGUCUUUGCCUUAAAUUGGCAUGUUACCCCUUCCCCUCAUGAUGCAAUAUAAUGACCAAAAACUAUUAUGAAA
Messenger RNA from Hypomesus transpacificus, 904 nucleotides. RefSeq names its product ring finger protein 181 (gene rnf181). Gene Ontology annotation, molecular function: ubiquitin protein ligase activity. Gene Ontology annotation, biological process: protein ubiquitination. NCBI's taxonomy places the organism in Eukaryota, Metazoa, Chordata, Actinopteri, Osmeriformes, Osmeridae. The transcript is spliced from 6 exons. The record is from RefSeq and is a predicted model, not a curated record. Gene Ontology annotation, cellular component: cytoplasm. Bases 137 to 616 code for a protein of 159 amino acids.